UGUUAUUGCCAUCUAGGUACAUGAAGACACUUAAGGCAUAUGUGAAGAAUUUUGCAAGGCCAGAAGCUUGUAUGGCUGAGGGCUACUUGGCUGGUGAAUGUAUUGCAUUCUGUUUGGAGUUCCUCCAGAAAUCUGUUCCAGUACAAGAAACUCUUAAUCGUAAUGAAGAUCUUGAAGCAGAUCAACAAAUUCUUGAAGGCAGACCACUACAUAAAGCUACAGAAAAGACUCUUACAGAUAAAGAACGAGACAUAGCUCAUCGGUAUAUUCUCAUGAAUACAGCAGUCAUGGAACCAUACAUUGAGUUGCAUUUGGAAGAACUGCAAGCUACAGAUGUAAGAUGUGCAAAGAAUGAAACACUCUUGUGGAAAUAUCACACAGAAAGGUUCCCACAAUGGAUCAAAGAUAAGGUUAGAAGAAUGUCAAUUGUGUAGUGUUUUUUAAUUUCAUGUCAUUG
Messenger RNA from Arabidopsis lyrata subsp. lyrata, 457 nucleotides. RefSeq lists its product as uncharacterized. The record is from RefSeq and is a predicted model, not a curated record. Lineage: Eukaryota; Viridiplantae; Streptophyta; Magnoliopsida; Brassicales; Brassicaceae. Bases 21 to 434 code for a protein of 137 amino acids. The transcript has 2 exons.